AUGGCUCCCAACAGACUGAUCGAAGACUUGUCUGCUCGCCACAAUCUACCUGCCAUGGCCAGUGACGCGGAACCUCCUGACACGCUGGACAUUACGAUGGGCAAGUUGGAUGAGGAGGAUAGUAUCGUUGAGCCCCGUCGUCCACUCAUUUCGGAUCUCCUUGACUCUCCUGGAUCUGCCCAGAUCUCCUUGCCUCUUCACUCUGCUUCUCAGACACCCUUCGUGCCCCGCCACACUACCCCAUCCGUGGCGGCUCCAUUUGCGCCAUCCAACUCGCCAUAUGAGCAUCUCCACCGCCACGCCUCACCAAAGGUACAGGUGUCAUCUGGAUCUGUGGCGCCUGUGGAGGGAAGUUGCGGCACUUCGCCAAUCCAUAGGCGUGCACUCAUCUCAGAUUCCACCCCCACUGCACCCGGUGGAAUGUUCAACUUCGACACUCCUGGCAUCUCGCCAAUCCCUCGACGUGCCCUGGUACCUCCUAUCCCUGGCUCUUAG
This is a messenger RNA of Sparassis crispa, 495 nucleotides long. RefSeq lists its product as hypothetical. The transcript has 3 exons. Bases 1 to 495 code for a protein of 164 amino acids. The record is from RefSeq and is a predicted model, not a curated record. NCBI's taxonomy places the organism in Eukaryota, Fungi, Basidiomycota, Agaricomycetes, Polyporales, Sparassidaceae.